This is a messenger RNA of Cercocebus atys (sooty mangabey), 5628 nucleotides long. It is a transcript of the gene GCGR, whose product is annotated as glucagon receptor. The record is from RefSeq and is a predicted model, not a curated record. Gene Ontology annotation, cellular component: plasma membrane. The transcript has 13 exons. Gene Ontology annotation, molecular function: glucagon receptor activity; peptide hormone binding. Bases 3750 to 5348 code for a protein of 532 amino acids. Gene Ontology annotation, biological process: cell surface receptor signaling pathway; adenylate cyclase-activating G protein-coupled receptor signaling pathway. Lineage: Eukaryota; Metazoa; Chordata; Mammalia; Primates; Cercopithecidae.
CCGGGGCCUGGGCUGGUGCGGUCCUCGGUCCCGUCGGACAGCCCCGUUCCCAACCCCGGCUCGGACACCACCCGGUCUCGCACCGUCGGGCAGGUCCAGGGGUCUCAGCCCCUCCCCCGUUCUCUGGUCCCGGGGGGCGCGCUGGGGGCGGGGAUGUCGCCGGCUGCCUGGCGCCCUGCGGCGGCCACACUCCCCGCUCUGGGCCCCGGGCCCGCCGCCCUGGGAGCGCACAAAGCGCCGCGGACGCGCCCCCGAGGCGCGGGGUCUCACCAGCUCUCGCUCCCCUCGGCGGGCUCCUGCCCCCAGGACUGCCCGGUGGCACCGACGCGGCCCGGGAUGGGGUGAGGGGUGUCUGCGCCCCACCUGGCCGCUCCUCUGCCGCGGCCCACACUGGCGACUUUGACCCCAGCAAGCGGGUCACUGCCCUGCCCGGCUCCGGCCUCUGCGGCGCCCCCGCCACCGGCCCGACUCGGCCACCGGGCUUCUGCUCCGACUCCGAACCGACCGACCCAGCCCUCUCGGCGCCCGCAUCCUCCAAGGACCGGCCAGGGCUGCUUUCUGCCCUUGCUAUUGGGCGCAUGAGGGUUGGGGGGUCGAGGCGCACCCAGGCCGGCACCCAGGCCUGCCCCGCCCCCACGGGGUGAGGGCUCAGGGCUUUGUCAACAGCCUGUGGCCCCUGAACCCGCCCUGGUGCCCUGACCUUCCGCUGCCUUCUCUGGUUUCACAAAAACAUCCCGGCUCCGAUGCCGGAGCUCCUCAAAGCGUCUGAGAGGCCCCUUGCGGACGCCCUGGGAGCCCCGCUGCCUUCCUGAACCAGUGGCCGCUGCACCCAUCCUGUGGGCCCAGCUCCAGGUCUGCGACUCCCUCAGCCACCCCCAGUGGGAAUUGGUGGAGCCUGAGGGAGCCAUGAGCACACAAGAGUCACGUGUUCUGCCAGGGCGGACAUGGGACAGGACAGGGGGUGCCAGCCCUGCAAAGGGGCCGGGGCAGUGGAGCUCAGGUGGCCCCAAGGCCUGGUGGUGGCUGGUGUGGCCUGGCAGGCGGCUGUGGGAGGGAGGAAGGGGGUGGUGUGCGGUGGAGGGGCUAGGAAAGGCGGGCAGGGCACCUCGGGAGAUCCCUCAUUGGGCACCUCGGGAACCCCCCCGGCAUUGGGCACCUCGGGAACCCCUGCACUGGGCACCUCGGGAACCCCUCCCCUAAUUCUUAUGACUCCAAGGCCUGAGAAGGAGCUUGGUCACCUGGACUGUGAAGGCCGAGGGUGGGGUCUCUGGUGGGUGGCCCCACCUACCAGCAGCGUCGCCAGCAGGGUAAUAAGGGGCACUGCGGCCAUGGGGAGCCCCGGGUGGCACCUCCACAGCUGGGAGUUUCUGUCCACUUCUUCAGUCAACAGAUAUUGAUCCCGGGCUGACGGGGGCCCGGGGUUGUCAGUGUCUCCUGUCAGGGGAGAGGGCUGGGUGAGAUCAUCAGAGGAGCCUCCCUUCUUCCCUUCAGGCUGGUGUCACCUUCAGUGACGGGGCAGGGUCCCUAUUUGGGAAGUUAAAUCAUCAUCCCCCUCCCAGGACCACAGCGGUCUCAGCCCUGCUCUCCAGGCCGGGCUGUCUCCUGGGUGCUCAGCUGGAAAUUGGCCCAUCCCCCCGGCUCCACCCACCCCUGCUGGGAUGAGGGGCUGGAGUCUCCCUACCCACAUGGGACCCACCGCCCGCAGGGAACGGAGGACCCCCACACUUCUACACCUCCUGCCUCACUAUCAGAGACCCAGUGGAGAAUUGCCCCCCACCCCACCUCUUGUAUUCAGAGGCCCUGACCCCUAGGGACCAGGACUAGGGGUGCCCUGAUGGGGAGCCCACCUGUGGCCUGUGGAUGCUGAGCUGUCGGGGGAAUCCUCCAGGAUCCCCAGCCCCACUUUCCCAACCUUCUGUUGAGGUUGGGGGGGACACAAAGAGCCCCACUCCCUCUUCCUCACCACUCCUGGGCCCUGACUGCUUCAAAGAAAGGCCUGGGGGACUGGGCAGCCCGCCCCUCCCUCAGCUCACUGGGGUCUCCAGACUGCAUGCACGGCUGGAAGGUGGGGCCCUGGCACUCAAGGACCUUGUGUGUGGAGGUGCCAUCUCCUCUCGCACUGGCUUGGGGGUGCUCCCAGUGGCUCUGGGGUCAACAUGGCAGUCAUUGAAUGGCUCCUGUUUCUCUGGCAGAGUUGGGGCAGAGCCAGGCUUGGCCACGCUGGGCUCUAAGGGGCUGUCAUUUUGCCCAGGGAGCUCCUGGCUGGGCUGUCCUCUCCCCAGGGUGAGCACGCAUGCCCCUAACCCCCACUGCAGGGCCCCCAGGCAGGGAACAGCUUAUCAGCCAGUAUCCUUCCUCCUUGGCCCCUGCCUGCAUCUCCACCAUCCGCCCUGCUCCAGCUGCCGUUUGUCUUUCUCCCUGUCCCCUGCCCAGAGCCCCAGGCCUCCCCUGCACCCCUGAGCCUGCCCACCUAGCAGUGCCCCUCCUCCAGGGCCCCUCCUCCAGGGCCCCUCCUCCAGGGCCCCUCCUCCAGGGCCCCUCGGGGUUGGGGGUGCACACAGCAGGGAGAGGCGGCUCCUGCUGCUCCUCACCCAGCCCAGCUCAGUGGCCAGAGCCGCCCAGGGCAGUGGCAGCAGAUGGGGCUGUUUGAUCAGAAUCAGGAAAAAUAAGGCCCCUUGGGUGACCCCAGAGCUGGGGACGCCAAAACUGCUCCUCCUCCCCCACCCGCCUGCUGCUUUCUCCACCAGGGAGAGCCCCCUCCCUACUCCGUGGGUCCUUCGCCCCAGUGCUAAGCCUGCAUGGCUGCUCACCUGGCUCAGGGACUGGGGAUCAGCGAUGCUCGGGUCCUGCCUCCCAUCGGCCCCUACCUGAGCCCAGGGUCCAAGGGCUGCGGUUGGGAGCCCCUUAGCAGGCUGUGACGCAGGUGCCUGUCCCUAUCAUUCAGCUGUCACCCUGUUUGGUGCAUCUCAGGCCCUGUUAGCAGGAGGAGCCCCAGGUGGUGCUGGCCCCACACAGGCUCACCCAGCAGCUGCCUGGAGGAGGCUAAAAUCCAGGCUGUCCCAUGGCAGCCAGCUGUCCAGCCCUGCCCAGAAAUCCUCCGCUCCAGCGGCAGCCUUCGCCCCUCUCCCCGGCUUCUUCCUGGCACUGCCUUCCAGCUGGCCGGCCCUCCAUCUGCCCAGCCCUCCAUCCACACCUCUUAUUCCGUUUGAGGGUGCCCCAAAGAAGAGUUCAUCACAGCCUGGGGGCUCACAGCCAGCCACUCGCGGGCCCCGGGACUUGCACACGGGCCCCACGGGAAGACCCUCCCUGCUUCUCCCACAGAAUUCAGUUGGUGCAGAAACUAGGCUCUGCAGCAAUGAAAGGCCGAUUUGUGGAGCUGUUCCCGCCCCGAACUCCCAGCUCAGAUGCUGGCUCUGGCCUGGGACCAGGUGCUGUGACUCCCACAGCCCUGGCAGACACCACAGGGGCUGUCCUCCCCACCCUGUGCCCCCACUCUAGGCCAGCUCCUCCUCUGAGCCGGCGCUGGCAGUGCUAAUCUCAAAGGAAUGUGCAGCCAGCCUGUAGUGUCCCAUGGGACCCAGGAAGCCCAACCGAGCCUUGCAUGGCACCCAUGGGGCACCUAGGCACCACAGUGCUGGGCAGGGGCAUGCAUGUGACACAGAUCCCCGAGUGUGGGUCCCACACACUUGGCCUGGCACAGCUGCAAGCCAGCCCAGCCACUUUGCUCACCGUGGCACUGGGGCCAAGUGAUGAAAGGUCUGGGCACCGCCACCCUCAGGCUCGGCACGUUGGCUCAGGACUCUGAGGCUGAGAGGAGCAGCUUAAGGGGAGGGCCCCCCCACUGGCCAGGGCUCCCCAGGCUCUGCUGCUCUGCCACUCAGCUGCCCUCGGAGGAGCGCGCACACCCACCAGGACUGCAUUGCCCCAGCCGUGCAGCCCCUGCCAGAUGUGGGAGGCAGCUAGCUGCCCAGAGGCAUGCCCCCCUGUCAGCCACGUCGACCCCUCCUACUGUUGCUGCUGCUGCUGGCCUGCCAGAGCUGGUCUGUAACAGAACCUUCGACAAGUAUUCCUGCUGGCCAGACACCCCCGCCAAUACCACGGCCAACAUCUCCUGCCCCUGGUACCUGCCUUGGCACCACAAAGUGCAACACCGCUUCGUGUUCAAGAGAUGCGGGCCCGAUGGUCAGUGGGUGCGCGGACCCCGGGGGCAGCCUUGGCGUGACGCCUCUCAGUGCCAGAUGGACGGCGAGGAGCUUGAGGUCCAGAAGGAGGUGGCUAAGAUGUACAGCAGCUUCCAGGUGAUGUACACGGUGGGCUACAGCCUGUCCCUGGGGGCCCUGCUCCUCGCCUUGGCCAUCCUGGGGGGCAUCAGCAAGCUGCACUGCACCCGCAAUGCCAUCCAUGCGAACCUGUUUGUGUCCUUCGUGCUGAAGGCCAGCUCUGUGCUGGUCAUCGAUGGGCUACUCAGGACCCGCUACAGCCAGAAGAUUGGCGACGACCUCAGUGUCAGCAUCUGGCUCAGUGAUGGAGCGGUGGCCGGCUGCCGUGUGGCCGCGGUGUUCAUGCAAUAUGGCGUCGUGGCCAACUACUGCUGGCUGCUGGUGGAGGGCCUGUACCUGCACAACCUGCUGGGCCUGGCCACCCUCCCUGAGAGGAGCUUCUUCAGCCUCUACCUGGGCAUCGGCUGGGGUGCCCCCAUGCUGUUCAUCAUCCCCUGGGUGGUGGUCAGGUGUCUGUUCGAGAACAUCCAGUGCUGGACCAGCAAUAACAACAUGGACUUCUGGUGGAUCCUGCGGUUCCCCGUCUUCCUGGCCAUCCUGAUCAACUUCUUCAUCUUCAUCCGCAUUGUUCACCUGCUCGUGGCCAAGCUGCGGGCGCGGCAGAUGCACCACACAGACUACAAGUUCCGGCUGGCCAAGUCCACACUGACCCUCAUCCCCCUGCUGGGUGUCCAUGAAGUGGUCUUCGCCUUCGUGACGGACGAGCACGCCCAGGGCACCCUGCGCUUCGCCAAGCUCUUCUUCGACCUCUUCCUCAGCUCCUUCCAGGGCCUGCUGGUGGCUGUCCUCUACUGCUUCCUCAACAAGGAGGUGCAGUCGGAACUUCGGCGGCAUUGGCACCGCUGGCGCCUGGGCAAAGUGCUGCAGGAGGAGCGGGGCACCAGCAACCACAAGGCCCCAUCUGCGCCUGGCCAAGGCCUUCCUGGCAAGAAGCUGCAGUCUGGGAGGGGUGGUGGCAGCCAGGACUCAUCUGCGGAGAUCCCCUUGGCUGGUGGCCUCCCUAGGUUGGCUGAGAGCCCCUUCUCAACUCUGCUGGGACCCCAGCUAGGGCUGGACUCAGGCACCUAGAGGGCAUCGCUGGACAACCCAGAACCAGACGCCCAGCUGAGGCUGGGGGCAGGGGAGCCAAAAGCAGCCCCCGCCUAUCGCCUACCCCCAGUGAGAGUCCGAGAGAUGGGGCCUCCUCUCCCUGCACCUGCCCUGUCCCUGGUGCAGGGGUGAGCUGAGGAGCCCAGGGCAGAGGUAGGGGCUGUGCGGUGAACUGCUCACCAGUGUCCCCAUGUAUGUUGGCACGUGCUACAUGCGUGGAGAUGUCCUCCAACAAUAAAGAGCUCAAGUGGUCACCACG